AUGUCGCGAAGGGGAUAUGCGUCCAAUUGGCAGGGCGCUCACAACCCCAACAUGGCGCCUCUCCCACCCAGACCACGCGGAGGCAAUGGUAGCUCCAAUGCGCCUGGCUACGCUCACUCUGCCUCUCCACACUCCGGUUACGAUAGUCCGCACCUGCGUCAGUCCUCGUAUACAGGCAAUCACAGUCCACAUCUUGAGCACGCUUCCUCGUCUGCUCCAUCCUCUUCAGGUGUCGAGGUUGCAACCACGCUAUUUGUCGGGAGCAUCUCGCCUGGCGUCUCCGACACUUGGCUAACUCGGCUGCUCGAAGCAUGCGGCAACUUGCGUUCACUCAAGCGCGCUUCCAAGGCAUUUGGAUUCGCAGAGUACGCAGAUCCGGAUUCGGUGCUGCGUGCCAUCGAGGUGCUCCAUGCAAGAGAGCUCCCGUCCAUGGGAGCCGAAGCUUCGGCUCCACCUAAAAAGCUGCUUGUCAAGGCGGACGAACGUACGAAACGCUUUCUGGAAAAGUAUCAACAAAAUCGCACCACCUCGUACGACGACAAGAAGAGAGAGAAUAGCGCCCUCUCCGCGGUAAGCGACAUUGUGCGUCAAAUGUCGGAUCCGAACGCUCAAGUCGAGACGGACCCCACCAAGCCUGGGUAUGUGGUCCCGGACCAUUUGAAAGAUCUGCCACCCGAAGAGCUGCCUGAAGACCAACGCGCCACUGUCCUCUCCGAAAUCGAGCAAUUUCGUCAGGCGGCUGCUGCAAGAGAUGCCGAGACGCGAAGAAGAGAAGCAGAGUACGAAAGACAAAGAGCAUUAGAAAGGGCAAGACGCGAAACCAUGCAAGCUACUGCCGCCGCCUCCUCUUCGUCUUCCUCUUCAUUACGCAACGGUAGAUCCACAGACGAUGCUCAAAGCUACCGUCGACCUGUCGACUUCCAUGCUGCCGGCACUUACGACGCCAAAGCCGAUGCUGCACUCGAACCAGAGGAGGUUGAUGAGAUCGAAGAAAAGCAGCGUCAGGAACGCAAGAAAGCUGCUGCUCAGGCGGCAUCGGUCGAUGCAGAGCGUGCCUACAUGAUCCGCGAACGUCAGCGUCUCGCGCACUGGGAAAAGGAGCAGCAUCGUCAACGCGCCGAAACCGAAAAGUGGCAACACGACGGAGUCGCCAUGUUACGCAGAUACGAAGACUGGAACGACGACGCUGCUACACGAAAGGAACUGUUUUACACCGAUCGACCUCGAUGGCGUCAGUUCCGCACAUCCGCACGCCGGAGAGAAGAGGAGGCGGAUGAGCGUGACCGUGCCGCCGAAGCUGAGGAAAUGGUGCGUGCACAGCAAGAGACGGAAAAGUUCUUGGCACUCCAAGCCGCUGAAAUGGCCAAGUUGACACAGCAGCAGCGCGCAGCUGGUGUACUCGUGCAAGAAGCAGGUGCACUUGCGCCGAUCAAGCUCACCUUUGCCACUGCGACCAAGGCGGACGGUGCAGCAGACACCACAGCCGGUGUGGCUGCGAGCACACCAAAUGGAACGAGUGCACAAAACGGUGCUGCAGGAGGCGGCGUGGCCGCCGUCAAACCGGGCACAGCAGUGCUCGGAGAAGCUGAAGAGGACGAGUCAAGUAAACGUACUGGUCGACUUACGCACAUCAAGCUUGACAGUGAUCUAUCGCCGCAAGACAAGGCCCGCAAGUUGGCACAGUUGACCGAGUCGUUGCCCAAGACGAGCGGCGAAUUGUUCGCACAGUCGCCGCAAUGGGAGUAUGUGGACGAGCAGCUGAUUCAGUCCAAGUACCGGCGUUGGGCAGAUGCUGAGAUCGAAGAUAGCUUGGGCGAGAAGGUGGAUGAGUUGGUCACCGUGGUCGUGGAGGCUUUGCAGAACCGAUCCGACGCUCGUGCCGUCGUGGAACAGGUUGAGCCGGUCUUGGCAGAGGAAGCAGAGGCGUUCGUCGACAAGCUCUGGCGUCUCGUGCUUGUCGAUUCGCUCGCUGCUGCUCAAGGCAUCACAGUCUAG
Mycosarcoma maydis (corn smut) is the source of this 1995-nucleotide messenger RNA. RefSeq lists its product as uncharacterized. Gene Ontology annotation, cellular component: spliceosomal complex. The transcript has 2 exons. Gene Ontology annotation, biological process: mRNA processing. Gene Ontology annotation, molecular function: mRNA binding. The coding region runs from base 1 to 1995 and encodes 664 amino acids. NCBI's taxonomy places the organism in Eukaryota, Fungi, Basidiomycota, Ustilaginomycetes, Ustilaginales. The record is from RefSeq and is a predicted model, not a curated record.